CUGUCAAUUUUGGACGUCAAAGCUCUUCCAAGUUUACACAAAGCGGUGAUAAAAAUCAUUCAAAAAUGGGCUAAAGCAAGCUAAUAUACUCUGCAGAGCGACGUGGUUUAUGUAUUUACUUACUUUUGAGUAUUUUGGUAGCGCUUUUAAACAAUGAGACAGCGUUUUAAACCAAAUAUUACUUCAAGAGGAACUCGAAGUUCGAGGACCUCAAAUUCCAGCACCUCAAGCUCUACGACAAAACCAAACAGUUCCAAUGAAAAGAGUAUCAAUGAUAAUAACGAGCGACAAGAUAAUGAGCCUUUUAUACCACCAAAUAGUUCUAAAACUAUUGAAGACAGUGUUUGUGAAGAAAAUGAAACAAUAGAAGAGACAAAUGAAGUCCUGGUAGUAGAAACAACUACAGAGAAAGAUAUACAAAAAGCAGCUGAAUUGAAAUCCUCUAAAGUUUCAAAUGAUAAAAAAACAACGUCCAGAAGGUCACGUAUAAAACCUGUCGUCACUCCUGCACCUAGAAGGAGAAAUACUGCAAAAACUAAAGAAGUUAAUGAUARUGUUGAAAGGACUGCUCAUGAUGAGUGUUCAGCAGAAAAUUCAAUUGAAAAAGAUAAUUCACAACAAAAGCAAAAUGCUGAAACCAACAUUGAAACAACAAYGCUUCCUCCUGACGUCUCACCAAAUACGACGCCUGCMGAGAUAWCAACAACAGUAGAGUCACAGACUAGUGYARUGGAGUCUACCGACGAUGGUAAAACCCAACUCACUGGUUCAUCGCUAUCUCGGCGUAGGAGAGCAACCCCUAAGAUUUGUAUUCCUCCAAGAAAGAAGAGAGCGGCAUCUAUAUCUAAUGACAGUGACAGUGCAGAUAAGAGCUGUGAGAUGCCCACAGAAAACCCUCAACCGCAGGACGAUGAYGAAGACGUAGAAAAGGAAAUUCCCGAGACUGAUUUGUCAAGUAAAGCAAGCAAAAGACGAAAGAUACAAGAAGAAGUUGUAGAAGAAGACAUUAGUUUAAUUGAAGUGACUGUUCAGACUGGUGAAAAACAAGAUUCAACUAUUMAUAAUGAUGAAGAACAAGAUGACAUAGACAAUGAACAGCCGCAAACAAAUAAAAAAUCACAGUUAAAAGGAAAAAAGAAAAGAAUUCCCAUCAGGAAGCCAAAAGAAAUGCUUGAUCCAUCAAAAAUGACUUUGCAGGACCUUAUUUACUUCAAUCCCAAAGAAAACUUCAUGAAAUCCAGCAGUGAUGCUAAGCAUAAAAAGAUCGUACAGCAGAAGCAGAAAGCAGGCCAAUCAACAGAAGAUGCAAUGGAGGUCGAUGACGCCAAUACUGAAAAUCAAUCCAACAACCAACAGACAAUAGACAGGACUGAGGGGGGUGAUGAGAGUAAUGUUUGUGCUCCUCAAGUGAAGAUUGCWGCUGAYGGYAGUAUUAUUGUAGAUGAAGAAAGGUGGGUGCUUUGUACUAUUUCUUGCAUUUCUUUAUCAGAUAUAUCCAUGAGUCUUUAUUUUUUGUUUUAUUUUUUAGUCUUUUGAUCAGAUCACCUACUCAUUCAACCUUGGAAGACACGUAAGAGCUCUAAAAGUUUGUCAUUUUAUAAUUAAUUA
Molecule: messenger RNA, 1608 nt
Organism: Exaiptasia diaphana
Lineage: Eukaryota; Metazoa; Cnidaria; Anthozoa; Actiniaria; Aiptasiidae
Exons: 7
Coding region: 154-1536 (460 amino acids)
Source: RefSeq, a predicted model, not a curated record